This is a messenger RNA of Marmota monax (woodchuck), 648 nucleotides long. RefSeq names its product myomixer, myoblast fusion factor (gene Mymx). Gene Ontology annotation, cellular component: plasma membrane; endoplasmic reticulum membrane; Golgi membrane. NCBI's taxonomy places the organism in Eukaryota, Metazoa, Chordata, Mammalia, Rodentia, Sciuridae. The coding region runs from base 3 to 257 and encodes 84 amino acids. The record is from RefSeq and is a predicted model, not a curated record. Gene Ontology annotation, biological process: skeletal muscle organ development; myoblast fusion. The transcript has a single exon.
CCAUGCCUGCCCCGCUGCUCCCACUGCUGCUGCGAGGACUGCUCUCCCGUCUGCUGCUUCCUGCUGCCCGCCUGGCCCGCCAGCACCUCCUGCCCUUGCUGCGUCGGUUGGCCCGUCGCCUGAGCUCCCAGGAUGUUCGAGAGGCUCUUCUAGGCUGUUUGUUGUUCAUCCUCAGCCAGCGACACCCGCCAGAUGCUGGGGAGACCUCCAGAGUGGACCGCCUGGAGAGAAGGGAGAGGUUAGGCCCCCAGAAGUGAGGCUGCACGUCCUGGCAGCAGCCAUAGCCAUCGCAGUGCUUUCUCCUGGAGUAGGAGUAGUUCUGGCAACAGCACUAAAGCAGCCUGCCCACUGGGCAGUCCAGUGGGGAUCUGACCUGAAGGCCUCCCCCUCCCAGCAGACAUGUCUUUGUAGAAGGAUGCCUCGCAUCUCACAGACAAUUGAUCACUGCCCCUUCCUCCUCCUGCAAUUCUUCUCAAAGAUCUUUGCUAACAACCUCUGACCUCAGGGGAGAGGAGACCUCACCUCCUGGUAAAUGAGGACAAUUUAUCUAAGAGGUGAUAUUUGAAUCCAGACUGUUGGUCUUCCAGACUUGGGACCUACCUACCUUAAAAUAUGAUUUUGGUUGCCUUUGGAGGCAGCACUGUUCCU